Molecule: messenger RNA, 14174 nt
Organism: Betta splendens (Siamese fighting fish)
Lineage: Eukaryota; Metazoa; Chordata; Actinopteri; Anabantiformes; Osphronemidae
Gene: lyst
Product: lysosomal trafficking regulator
Exons: 55
Coding region: 663-12344 (3893 amino acids)
Biological process (GO): intracellular protein localization
Cellular component (GO): membrane; cytosol
Molecular function (GO): protein kinase binding
Source: RefSeq, a predicted model, not a curated record
GGCAUGUCACCGGCCGUUAGAGCCUAUUAGGAUUGAGGGCCGUGAGCCCUCACUAAGGUCUGCCAGGAACAUUUCAAUCGUCCGGUUGCGGUAUUACUUAAUAAUUGUGUUUUAAUCGUGAAUGCAUUAUCAACAUCAUAUACAUUUCUAUUCAUUUAUUACAGUAUCACAUUGGUGAUUGUCCGUGAUCCGGGGAAUUAAAUUUAUCAGAUGGGAACAACUUCCAAAAUAAAAAACAAAAAAAAAACAAAAAAAAAAAACACACGACUCGACCAUGGUACUUGUACGCGUGCACUGAGUUUUAGUGAAUCAUGAGACUAAACACAACUGGUUAUCAGCAGUGAACAGGCUGUGGUUACUGAUAUUGUGACGUUUCUGCCGUUAGCGGGUAAGGAAAGGGGCGGGACAGUGGGUUCCUAGUAGUCAUUGACGAGGGCCAUACCCCUCCACGGUACGAAGGCUAGCUUUAGCGGGCUUUAAUUCAUGGCAAACAAAGAAGACAAAUUGAAAAGUGACAAAGCGGCGCAGAGAAGCAUGGAUCUGAUAUGAAAGACCCAGGGGAACACUCGCCGCUGCAUUUGGUCCCGUGUGGGGACAAUAAAAGGCGAAUUUGCGUCUGACUUCCCUUGAUCUGAGUGGUGCUGUACCUAGUGGUGGACGACAUGGCCGGUCAGCAGGCUGAUCUGUCCUAUGCGUGGGAAAGGUACAUGGACUGUAGACUGCAGGGAGCCGACCUGCAGGUCAGUUUUCAAUGUCUGGAGAAUUUCCUCUGCCUCUUCCACUAUGUGCAGCAUCAAUCCACCAUCACCACCAAAGAUGCACUAAAAUUCUGCUCAGACAUGAGUGGGGCUAGUAACACGCUGGCCCGGGAGUUUCUGACUGAUGUUCAUCAACUAUGCAGUGCAGUCGCACAAAGAGCAGAGGCACGAGAGGAAGAUGAAGAGGAAAGCCACAUGGUUGCACUGGGAGAGUACCUGGUUAGGGGCAGAGGCUUCCUGUUGCUCAGCACCCUAGACUCAAUCAUUGACCAGGAGCUGACCUGCAGGGAGGAGCUGCUCACUCUGCUUCUGUCUCUGCUGCCACUGGUCUGGAAGAUCCCUGUCCAAGAGGAAAAAGCCCCAGAUUUUAACUUACCGUCCCUACUGGAGGUGUUCCUUGGCCGAGAUGUGAAGUCCCUCUCUCCCAGGGCGGGGCAGAAAACGACAACUCAUGAACAGAAUUCUGGGAAAAAGCUUCGUGUGGACGGUGGUACCUGGAAGUCACGCCGGUCACGCAGAAUAGCACAGAGGUACUCUGUGAAGGAUGCACGCAAAUCCCAGGUUUCUACCUCAGAUUCAGAAGCCAACUCUGAAGACAAAACAGUCCCAGGCCCUAGGGGUGUGAGGAGCAGAAGACAGCAUGGCUCCAUCAUGCGGGUGAGCUGUCAGCACCAUCGUUCAGAGGCGCCACAGUCCAUAUCUACUGGCACCACCACUACAGAAACCAUGAGCGCACCAUACCCACAUCCCAGAGCAGCUGGGACCCACGUUGCAGAUACUGAAACCCUGACAGACCCAGCAGCUAUAUCAAUUUUCAACCGUAUGGAGAACUCCCCAUUUGAUCUUUGUCAUGUGCUGCUUUCACUGCUUGAGAAGGUUUGUAAGUUUGACAUGAGCAUGAACCACAACCCUGGCCUGGCAGUCAGCGUUGUACCAACCCUCACUGAGAUCUUGACUGAGUUCGGAGAUUGCUGUGGUCCAGGGGGAGGUGGUGGGACUGGGGCAGAGGAGCUGGCUAGAGGCUGGACUGAGGAACCCGUUGCUUUGGUUCAGAGGAUGCUUUUGCGCACCAUUCUACAUCUGAUGUCAGUGGACGUGAGUCAGAGUGAGACCGUCCCAGACAGCCUGAGACGCAGCCUGACAGACUUGCUGCGUGCUACCCUCAAAAUCCGGAGCUGCUUGGAACGACAGAGUGACCCCUUUGCUCCUAGACCUAAAAAGACUCUGCAGGAGGUUCAAGAUGAUUUUUCAUUCUCACGCUAUCGCCACAGGGCACUGCUGCUGCCAGAGCUUUUAGAGGGAGUACUUCAAGUGCUGAUGAGUUGCUUGCAGGCAUCCACACCCAACCCCUUUUUCUUUAGCCAGUCACUGGAGCUCAUUCAUGAAUUUGUCCAGCACCGCGGUCUGGAGCUCUUUGAGGCCACAGUCCUACGGUUGGAAAUACUUGCCAGGGCCAGGGAUUCUGAAGCGGGCGGCGAGGCGUCCGAUAGGCUGCGGGGUCUCAUUGCAGGGCUCUUUAAGAUCAUCAGUGCUAUCAAAAAGGCAAAGUCGGAGCAGCUUCAUCAGUCUGUGUGCGCCAGACGGCGUCAUCGUCGAUGUGAAUAUUCACACUUCCUCCAUCACCACAGGGAUCUGUCAGGUUUGCCUGUCUCUGCAUUCAAGCAAGCCGCCAGACGCAAUCCCUUUGAGGAUGGAGAUGGCAAGGAAGGCAUGGAGGGUGACGUGGUGCAUUACCCUGAGCGCUGCUGCUGCCUGGCUGCCUGCUCUCACCAAUGCCUACGGCUCUUGCAGCGCCUUUCUCCUAGUGGACCAGCUGUUCUACAGGUCCUGGCUGGGGUACAGGCUGUUGGAAUCUGCUGUUGUAUGGAUCCUCGCUCUGUGGUAGGGCCCCUGCUGCAUGCCUUCCAAGCCCCAGGCUUGCGUAGUUACCAGUCUCACAUUCUCAGUGUCCUGGGCAGACUGAUCUUAGAUCAGCUUGGCGGGGGUCAGCCCUCAGAGAAAGCCAAGCUGGCCUCCUGUAACAUCUGCACUCUGGACAGCAGCCAGCUGCCAGGCCUGGAGGAGACGCUGCAGCAAGGAGAAGCCUCAGCCAUUUCUACCAGUUUGCGUUACCACUCCCAAGGUAUUCUACCAAGCGGAGGGGGGGCAGAGGACAUGCUCUGGAAAUGGGAUGCUCUGGAGGCCUAUCAAGAGCUAGUGUUUGGCGAGGACUGGCAACUGAGCCAGCAGAUUGCUGGACAUGUGUGCCACCUGACUCUCCGGGGCAAUGCUAUAGUGCAGUGGCAGCUCUACACGCACAUCUUUAACCCUGUGCUGCAGCGAGGUGUGGAGCUGGCCCAUCAUGCCCAGCAGCUGGGGGUUUCUACUGUCUGUACUCAGGUCUGCAGCUAUCACACACAGUGCCUGCCUGUGGAGGUGUUACUCAUAUACCUGCAAACGUUACCGGCCCUACUCAAAUCAAGGGUGAUCAGAGACCUUUUUAUCAGCUGCAAUGGGCUCAACCAGGUGACUGAACUGGUUCAUUUGGAUCAGACCCGUUCUACAGCUCUGAAGGUAUUUGAGACCCUGAUCAUAGGCAGUGGUGAGCAGCAGGUUGAUGGGACGCUUCAAGAGAUAGAGAAUGCUGACGCUGAAGAAAGGGAGGCUGGUUUGGGCCUUUCUGAAGAACUGGGGUCCAGAGGCGCUAUAGAGGGGCCGCAGAGUCUCAGCAAAUUCUAUGAAGGCUUAAAGGAGGCAUACCCUCGUCAUAAGAGCCGGAGCGGGCAGGGCCGUGGACAAGGGCGCAGCCUAGCAGAGACCCACGUUCAUGUGAUCAACCUCUUCUUGUGUGUGGCCUUCCUUUGUGUCAGCAAAGAGCCAGAUUCUGACCGGGACUCGGCCAAUGACUCCGAGGACACUUCAGGGUACGAUAGUACAGCCAGUGAACCUCUUGGCGGGCGGCUGCCAUACCUGUCUCCAGAUAGUGUGGCUCUGCCCUCCAAAGAGCAGGUACGACGUGCUGCAGAUAUCUGGUCGGUGUGUCGGUGGAUCUAUCUGGCCAGCCCGUUGUUCCAGAGGCAGUUCUUUAGAUUAGGAGGACUGGAUGUCUGCUUGCGCCUCAUGGCUAUGGUUAUUCAGAAACUCUCCUGUAAGACUAAGGAUGGGAAAGCAAAGAAGAAGAGGGACUGUAAGAGUAAAGGCAGCCCAGAGUCCACAGGGCCAACCAUCUCACUAGGACAGGAGGAGACAGCUCAUUAUUUAACUGAAACCCUUGGCACUGGGUCAGCUGAGGGAAAGACCAAAGAUCCAUCAAAGAAGCUGGAGGAAGAGUGGCAACUCCAAAGUAUUAGACUCCUGGAGGCUCUUCUGGCUAUUUGCCUACACAGCGCUAACUCAGCCCCGCAGAGGAUAGAGCCAGAGCUUUCCUAUCAGCUCCAGUCUGUUGAAGACACUCUCUUUGAGGUGAGAGAUCAACUCUCUCGCUCGGGGGUCGUGAACACAGACCUUGCUACUCCUUUGUUUGACUCUCUUCUGAGAGUGGCCCUGGCGGAGGUCUCUUCUUGUCCCGACCCCCUCGAGGAGAAGCCAGACAGGGUGAGUCCUGCCUUGGGAGAACCUAAGCUGCAGGUUUUGGCAGAAAGGGUGGCCCCAGCGGGCGAUCUGUCCGAAGAGGUGGACGAGGUUCAGAGCUGUGGCGUCAAGCCCCCUGGAGAGGAGGAGGGCUACGACGCCGAUAGUGAAAGCAACCCAGAGGAUAUGGCCAAGCAGGAAGAGUGGGUGAACAUGGAGUCCGCUAUGUUGCAUGAGUUGGCAGCCGUGACAGGCAGACCGGGACGAGGCACGCUGCUGCUAUUCCCGGAAAUCUGCACAAUGGAACUGCAGCUUCUUGCCGCUGGAUCCCCAGAUCUGGAAGUUCUGAGUCAUGUGUUUCACUGCUUGCUGACUGCAGUACAUGCCAACCAUCGCAAUGCUGCCUUGCUCUACAAUCAGGGGGGAGUCAAAACAAUCUUGUCUGGCUUCCACAAUAUCCUCAGUCAAACAGACCCCUCCUUUACCGACUGCCAGACUGUGCUAGUGGAGCUGCUGGUUGCCAUGGUGAGCCAGCGAAUCACAGCAGAGGAACUGGCUCUAUUGAUUCGCCUCCUCCUGGAGAAGAACCCACCUACUGAGAUUUUGUUGGAGGGCAUCCUACAAAUAGUUGAAGCCAACAUGAAUAUGGAACCGCUUCACUUCCUGACAUUUCCCAUAGUCCUCGGGGCAUCAAUGCCAGGAGGUGUGUCCCCUGGCUCAAGACAGAAUGGUGCGGCUGGAGGAAAAAGUGUUGGCGUGCUUUGGAAGGGCAAACUGUCUCCCGGCCGCAGGGAGGGGGAUGCUGAAUACCGACCAAACCACUUUUAUUCAUCUCCAUGGCACAUCGCUCCGUUACACCUGCCCCUUGUCGGGCAAAACUGCUGGCCCCACAUGGCCAGCGGCUUCAGUGCCUCUAUGUGGCUGAGCGUGGCAGAACAGGAAGAGAGGGGUGGGGACAAAGACAAGGAAGAGAGUAGCGCACCUGCAGCUGAGGCUCAUCAUGGCUCCUCUCAGGCUGGGACACGAUUAGUGGAGGAAAGCCUCAUUCAUAUUCUGUCCAUGGGCUCCAAGGCACUGAUGCUGCAAGUGUGGGCAGACUUCACAACAGGCUCUCUCACAUUCAGAAUUUGCAUAGACCCUAAUGAUGAGAUAAAAGCAGGACUGUUGGCGCAGGCAGACUCUGUUGAGGGGCUGCUCAGGCCAGGCCAGUGGCAACACCUUGGCCUCACUUACAGCCAGCAGCCAGAGGGCAAGAAGAACAUCCAUGGCUGUGUUGUUGUCUGGGUGUGUGGUAUCAGGAAAUGUGAGGUUUCCUUGGACUACACCCUCCCCAGAAAGUCGAGUUUAUCGUCUGACAGCAACAAGACGUUCUGCAUGUUGGGCCACUGCGCUCCAUCCUCUGAGGAGCUGUUGAAGCAGGGUGGACGCUGGGGCAUGGGCACUGUGCUUCUCUUCAAUGGGUCUAGAAUAGGAUCUGAGGAGGCCUUCUACCUGUACACCAGCGGACCUGACCUCACCUCAAUCAUGCCGUGCAAAUAUGGCAAGCCUAGCAGAACAUUCUCCAAGUUUGUCACUGAGGAAGGACUGAAGUACGAGCAUGUGCGAGAGAUUCUGAUGAAGAGCCAGGAUGUGGACACAACAGUUCUGGUUGAGAGUUUGGCAGUUGUGUAUACCCCCAGCAGUCCCAGAGUCUACACUAUCUAUGAGCCUGUAAUCCGACUGAAGGGCCAGGCCAAGACUGUGGUAACCCAGCGGCCCUUCAGCUCCAAAGAGAUACACAGUGUUUCCCUGGAGCCCAACGCUCUUAAGGCUCUGCUUCCCACUGAAACCCAAGGGCUGCAAAGUGUUCUGCACAAGAUUGGAGGAACUGGAAAUUUUGUCUUCCUUUUUGCACAGACGGUGGAGCUGAGUGACUGUGAAAAGACCCAGGCUCUGGCCCUGCGGGUGCUGCUGUCUUUGUCCAAGUUUAACCAGCACCGCAUCCAUGAAAUGGACUGUUACCAUGGUUACUCUAUGAUCCACCAGGUCCUCAUCAAGUCAAAGUGCAUCGUGGGAUAUCAUAUACUGAAAACUCUGCUGGAUGGAUGCUGCAGUGGACCCAUCCUCAUAUUGGGGGAUGAUGGUCAAUUUCGGUUGGACACGGAGUCUGUCGCUGUGGUGCAGGAUAUCAAGCUUCUCUCAGACAUUCUUUUGGACUGGAAAAUCUGGGCCAAAGCAGAGUGUGGGGUGUGGGAAACCCUGCUUGCUGCCUUAGAGAUUCUCAUCAGAGUCCACCACCCUCAUCAGGUUUUCAACAUCCGCCAGUUCCUCAACGCAAAAGUAGUUCAUCGAUUCCUGCUCACCUGCCAGGUGUUACAGGAGCACCGGGAUGAGCACCUGACUGCCAUCCCUCAGGAAGUCUGUUUGUCGUUCGUCAAAGUCAUUCAGGAGAUCCUCGGCUCACCUCCAGACUUGGACCUGCUAAAACUGAUCUACAACUUCCUGCUGGCUGUCCACCCACCUACGAACACCUACGUCUGCCACACUCCAUCUACUUUUUAUUUUUCACUACACAUAGAUGGGAAGUUGUACCAGGAGAAGGUGCAGUCCAUUAUGUACCUGAGACACUCCAACAGUGGAGGAAAGUCUGCCUGCAGCUCUGUGCUCUCACUCUCCCCCACUGUCUUUAAUGAUGCUUCCACUGAAGGUCAUCUUCAUGCUCCUACCCCUGAACCUGGGGGUGAUGACCAGUCCUUACGCCCACCUAGUUUUGCACCAUCACCAUACUCCUCCCCACUGCUCACGCCUCGACUUGGACACAGUAGCUCAAGUGAGGCAGGUGAAUGUGAAAGGGUCUCACUGGCCACUCAUCAGGCUCUAGGCAGCACAGAGACACUCAAGAAGGGCGGGUGUGAGGAGCAGCUGCUCAGCAGCUGUGAAUCGGCUAAGACAAUCUGCGACAACGCUGAUGUAGGUGAGAGAGGAUCUCAACGGACGCCUUCCAUCAGCGUGGAGGAGGAGCGGGACGAGGGAGCAGAGGUGGACAGCCUGACCGAAGGCAGCGUGGGCGUCUCAGAGUCUGAGGACAGGUGCGACUGGGCUAGUGACGACGCUCCACGCCGGCCCGACAGCCUCAAAGGCAUCCAGUCCUUCCAGAGGAGCCACAGCAACCUGACCAGUCUGGGCCUGGCCUUCCCAGCUGCAAACGGCUCGUUGGCAAUCAGCCGCUGGCCUACUACUGCAGACCGGGGCUCCUUACCUGAAGACUGGGAGACCUACACCUACUCUCCUGGCUAUGAAAGAACCCACAGCAAGACGGAGUCCAAUGACAAGUCCAGCACUGAGGACUGCCUGGUGCUGAUCUGCUGUGGACUUUACGAUCUUCUGAGGGGCGUCUUACUACUGAUGCCUGACCUCCUGCUCGAUGAGGUGAUGGACAAACUGGUCCAGCCAGAGGCCCUCAUUGUCCUGGUCAAUCACUCGUCACCUCUCAUUCAACAAGGAGUCAUGAAGCUGCUGGAUGCCUAUUUCCGCCGUGCCCACAAGGAGCAGAAGGAAAAGUUCUUGAAAAAUCACGGCUUCUCACUGCUAGCCAACCAGCUGUACAUUCAUCAGGGCAGCCAGGGGCUGCUCGAAUGCUUCCUGGAGAUGCUAUUUGGACACGCAGUGGGCUUAGAGGAAGACCUGGACUUGGAGGAAAUGGAAGGCAUCUCACCCUUCAGAAAGCGUUGUAUCAUCCCGGUGCUGGGACUUAUUGAAAACUCUCUUUAUGACAACUCCCUGGUGCACAAUAUCCUGUGUAUGUUGCUGCAGCUGCUCAACGCCUGCCCCAAGCUGGCAGACAUCCUGCUAGACCACGGGCUGCUCUACGUGCUCUUUAACACCCUCUCCACCCUCAAUGGCAUGGAGAACGGUAUUCCCCUGAAUGACUACAAACUUCUGGUGUGUGACAUCCAGCAGCUGUUGGUAGCUGUGACUAUCCACUCCUGCAGCUCUUCGGGGUCCCAAUACUUCCGCAUCAUCGAAGACCUCAUUACCCUGCUGGGUUUCAUGCAGACCAGUAGGAUGCGUCGCACGCAGGAGAUGGCCGUGGCUUUGCAGUUCCGCGUUCUUCAGUCAGCAAUUGAGUUCAUAAAGACGACUGCUAACCAGGAACCUCAGAAAUCGAGUAGCUCUGUUAAUGCACCAAGCUCUCCACAUCACGCUAUCUUUCAGAAGCGCAAGAGCAUCGCAGGUUCCAUUGCCAUGAAAGACUCCAUAAUCCCCCGCAUUCCCCGACAGCACUACUGCUCCUACGGCCAGAUCCCCCUGUCCCCUCCUUUCAGCUUUCUUUCCCAAGACUCCCCCCUUCCCUCCCCUCUAGGAGCACCAUCCUACAUGUUCCACUGUGAUGCAGGCCGGCGUCGGCUCUCCCUGGCCCAUACUGACUCUCUCCUCAUGCGGAUGCGCUCUGUAGCCAGCGAUGAGCUUAACCAGAUGAUGCAAAGGAGGAUGAGCCAGGAGAACCCCAUACGUGCUAGUGAAACUGAAUUUGUCCAGCGCUUGCAGAGACUGGUGGUUCUUGCAGUCAACAGACUCAUUUAUUAUGAUGUGAGUCAGGACCUAUUUGACCUCCUAAAUAUUCCAGACUCUCCAGACCAACAACUCUUCACACCAGAACCGGGCGAUCAACUGCAGGAUGAGAGUGGCCCCUCCUCUGUCCCACACUCUCCUACGCCCUUCACCUUCCCGCCUGCCAGCAAGAAGAGCUUUCAGAAAGACAUUCUCAAACUUAUGAUGGAUGGGAUCAAAAUCAGCCUGGGCAGCACAGGUCGCGGAGGAGCCCCACAUCAGCAGUGGCGAAGAAUCCUAUGGUCAUGUCGAGACACGUUUCGGGUCCAGAUCGGGCGCCUGCUGGUGCAUUCGCUGAGCCUUGCUCUUCCUCUAUCUGACAGGAAGGAGGCGCUUGACUUUGUGUUUGAUCAUAAACAUUUGGAUAUCCUUAAGGAGAGCCUCAGCCCAGGUCUUGAGCAUGGACCAAAGUUGUCACUGUACCUGUUUGAGAUGCUGCAUGAACACAAAGACAGCCUCACCAAAGAUGAACAAAACACUGUGGGUGUAUUCAUGACCUCACUCAAGCUCUGCGGCCAGCGCUGCAUUCCACCCAACGCUCCACACAGACCAGAGCUGCUCAGAGCUAUAAAUGAGGAGAAAAUCAAGUACGAGACAGAUGAGAAAACAAGCAAAGUGGCAUGGGAAAAGAAAGUGGCUAACACUCAGAGGAACCUCAUUCAGAGGCUGGAUGGAAAGUCCAAGGACAUUUCCAAGAUUGCAGCAGAUAUCACUCAGAAUGUGUCUCUGAGACAAGGCAUGGAGAGAAAGAAAGUCAUCCAGCACAUCAGAGGACUGUACAAGACUGACCUGAGUGCCAGUCGCCACUGGCAGGAGCUGGUGCAACAACUCACACAUGAUCGAGCGGUCUGGUAUGACCAGACCUCAUACCCAACAUCUUGGCAGCUUGACCCCACUGAAGGGCCAAACCGGGAACGACGGCGGCUGCAGAGAUGUUUCCUCACCAUACCUAACAAAUACCUGCUCCCAGACAGACGCAAGCCUGAAGAUCCAGUGAAGCCUCCACUUUCAUUCCUGUUUGAGGACAAGACCCACUCGUCUUUUUCCUCCACUGUGAAAGACAAAGCCACCAGUGAGCCCAUAAGGUUCACUCGACGGUGUGUCAGCGUGGCCCCUUCCAGAGAGACGGCAGGGGAGCUGCUUCUGGGAAAGUCUGGGAUGUACUUUGUAGAGGACAACGCUGCCGAUGCUCAUGACAGCCAGAGCCUUCAUGGGGAGACGGAGGCACCUUCUUUCUCUUGGACGUACGAAGAGAUCAAGGAGGUGCACAAGCGAUGGUGGCAGCUAAGAGACAACGCUGUGGAGAUUUUUCUAACCAACGGCAGAACCCUGCUGUUAGCCUUUGACAACACCAAGUUCCGCGACGACGUCUACCACAACAUCCUCACCUCUGACCUGCCCAACCUGCUGGAGCACGGUAACAUCACGGCCCUGACACAGCUCUGGGGCUCUGGUCAGAUCUCCAACUUUGAGUACCUCACCCAUCUUAACAAGCAUGCCGGCCGCUCCUUCAACGACCUCAUGCAGUACCCGGUGUUCCCCUUCAUUCUGCGAGACUACACCAGUGAGACGCUCGACCUGCAGGACCCAAACAUAUACAGGAAUUUGAGCAAACCCAUCGCCGUCCAGUCCAAAGAAAAAGAGGAUCGUUACGUGGACAACUAUAAGUACCUGGAGGAGGAGUACAAAAAGGGCAUUCGUGAAGAUGACCCAAUGCCCCCUGUCCAGCCGUACCACUACGGGUCACACUACUCCAACAGUGGCACCGUCCUGCACUUCCUGGUCCGGAUGCCUCCUUUCACCAAGAUGUUCCUCGCAUACCAAGACCAAAGCUUUGAUAUUCCGGACCGGACGUUUCACUCCAUGAACACCACGUGGCGCCUGUCCUCCUACGAAUCCAUGACUGAUGUCAAAGAGCUCAUCCCAGAGUUUUUCUACCUCCCAGAAUUCUUGGUGAACAGAGAGGGCUUUGAUUUUGGUGUUCGACAGAACGGCGAGAGGGUAAAUCAUGUCAACUUGCCGCCCUGGGCUCGUAACGACCCGCGUCUGUUCAUCCUCAUCCACCGACAGGCGCUAGAGUCCGACCAGGUCUCUCAAACGCUGUGUCAGUGGAUCGACCUGGUGUUUGGACUUAAGCAGAAAGGCAAAGCAGCUGUCCAGGCCAUCAACGUCUUCCACCCAGCUACCUAUUUUGGCAUGGACGUCUCGGCGGUAGAAGACCCAGUGCAGCGACGAGCACUGGAGACAAUGAUCAAGACAUAUGGGCAGACACCCAGGCAGCUGUUCAACGCCUCUCAUAUGAGCAGGGCUGGUCCCAAACUCAUAAUGGAGGGCGAGCUGCCAGCAGCCAUGGGACUCCUAGUUCAACUGGCUUUCAGAGAAACCAGAGAGCAGGCCAAGGAAAUAGUCUGCCCGAGCCCCCUGUCAUGGAUCAAAGGCCUGAAGUGGGGCGAGUAUGUGGGCUCGCCCUCUGCUCCAGACCCAGUGGUUUGCUUCAGCCAGCCGCAUGGCGAGAAGUUUGGAUCCCUGCUUGCUCUGCCAACCCGAGCCAUCUGUGGGCUUUCCCGCAAGUUCUGCCUCAUGAUGAUUUAUAGCAAGGAGCAGGGAGUUCGGAGCAUGCACAGCACAGACAUCCAGUGGUCAGCCAUCUUGAGCUGGGGCUAUGCGGAUAACAUAUUGAGGCUUAAGAGCAAACAGAGCGAACCACCCAUCAACUUCAUUCAGUGUUCGCAACUUCACCAAGUGACCAGCUGUGCCUGGGUGCCCGAUGGCUGUCAGCUAUUCACAGGCAGCAAAUGUGGAGUCAUCACCGCCUACAGCAACCGCUUCACCAGCACCACGCCAGCAGAGAUUGAGGUGGAAUCUCAGGUUCAUCUGUAUGGACACACCGGUGAAGUCACCAGCCUGUUUGUGUGCAAACCCUACAGCAUCCUCAUCAGUGUCAGCCAGGACGGCACUUGUAUCCUCUGGGACCUCAACAGACUCUGCUAUGUACAAAGUCUCACGGGCCACAAAAGCCCAGUCACUGCUGUGUCCGCCAGCGAGACCACAGGCGACAUUGCAACCGUUUGUGACUCAGUUGGUGGAGGCAGUGACCUGCGUUUGUGGACUGUGAACGGCGACUUGAUCGGUCACGUGCACUGCAGGGAGAUCAUCUGCUCUGUGGCCUUCUCCAACCAGCCUGAGGGCGUUUCUGUCAACGUGAUCGCUGGUGGUCUGGAGAACGGUGUCGUCAGGUUGUGGAGCACGUGGGAUUUGAAACCAGUGAGGGAGAUCACCUUCCCCAAGUCCAGCAGACCCAUCAUCAGCCUGACGUACUCGUGCGACGGCCACCACCUCUACACGGCCAACAGCGAAGGCACCGUGAUGGCGUGGUGCCGGCGGGACCAGCAGCGCAUGAAGCUGCCCAUGUUCUACUCCUUCCUGAGCAGCUAUGCCGCCGGCUGAUUCGAGCGUCCCGUGUUUACCACUGUCCAGUUCUUAAGAGGAGCUCUCCCCGCCUCCUCCUCCCCGUCAGAGCAGGAGGAGGACAUGUCAGCAUGGCCUCAACCUCCCCGAACCCUCCCUGACUUUCAAUUAAAGCAUCUCCAGCUGAGAAAACGCUACCACAGCCACCCCAGCAUUAAGAAACAAGUAUAAUAUAUUAGUAUUACAUGUAUAUAAAAGUAUAUUUAUAAAUAUAUUGAAGUGGUUUGUGGAGUGGGGGGGGUGAACAUUUGAAGCUGCAACAGACACUUUUGUGAGAUUGUGUUCGGUCCUUCAUCAUUAUCAUUUUGUUUCCCUGUGUUGAGUUGUUGUUGACGUGUGAAGGCCUCUGCCUGUCGUUGAUGUUCGUGACUCCUGGUACGCUGCUAUCGUCUGGGCUACGGCAGACGCAGGGCGCGGAGACCACCGUCUCUCGCCGCGUCCCCCGCAGCGCGUCGUCUGACAGACUGCUGCCGGAACACAGCGAGCGCUUCCUGCUGACGCUGCAGUAGGUGGUGGGAGGGGAGCCCCUCCUCGCGUCUGCCACCGGGAGAGGUCCUGCUCUGUGGGAGUGAGCUGCUGCUCCGCCGGGCUGUCUGCUUCACUCGACUCUAAACACUAGUGUCUCCGCUCUGCCUUACUUUAUAUGGAGGCGAAAGAUGCUGGGGCCAAUCCGAACGUCACCUGUUCUGUCCCAUGUCUGCAUGCUGAGAUGCUGAGCUGACUGUGUAUAUGUCAUGAUACUGCUUUGGUUCGAGAAAUACUGAGCUUUAUUUACUAGAAACCCCCCCCCCUGGACGUUCAUCAUUCCUCCUCAUCUGCUCUAACACCUUCCAUGGCUUUCUAAAUCCUAAAAGGACAAUCAAACAGCGUUGGAUGCGCCCGUCUCCCCUCUCAUCGUGUGCGUCACGUCAAGGUUGUAGCAGGGACGAGGUCUCGUGUCCAGCAGGCUCGCAGGUUACAGCAGCUUCCGCAGCAGUUAAAGCUUUAAGGCUGACUUCAGUAUCUGAUACACUACACCUACCAGCAUGGAGGCAGUCAGCCAGAGGUUUCUUCACCCUCCCGUGGGUCCAUGCAGCUCUGCUUUUACAUUUCCAAUCAUCCUACUGCACUUUCAGUUUGUCUGGUUAUGUGUCAAGUACAAAGCACUUUGUUUCCUGCUAUUGUUGAAUCUGAGGAGACCCAAACUUCUGUAGUCUUAACGUGACAUGAGCUUUGAUCUAAUUCCACUAAUAAAUUGAAUCCAGAAAGCAAUAUUGGACACAAACAUGCAAUAGUUCCUUUAUACAACUGGAGUUUGUUUUGAUAGUGAAACCUGUAGACAUGUGACCAUGUCGAACAUUUCACAUUUGUUUACAAGAAAGGGAAUAUUUCUUAUAGUCAUCAUUCCUUUUACAUUAUAUUUGUUCUUAGCCCAACUAGAACUGUUGUAGGCGUAGGAGUCACAUGUUACUGCAUUUGUUUACAGUAUUUUCUUGUGUACAUCUGUGCAAACUCUUCUUUCUAUUUAAUGUCACGUGAUGCUGUGUUUUGACAUCUUUUGUUUGUUUCAGGAAAUGGCAGAUUGCAGGGUUAUAUAUUUUCAAUGGAUCAUUUUGCGUUUUGUUUUCUGCCUCGUUAUGUUUCUGUUGAUAACUUAAGCUAUGCAUAAUUUAAAACCAUUGUCUUGUGUUGCUGUAUUUGUGUCAUUUGUUUGGGGUUUUUUGCAACUUGGAGGUUCUGAAAGGUUGUUUGUUGGGUUGUACAUAUGUGCGUGUGAAUGUGGUCAAGUGCAUUAUAAAUAUACAUUAAAAAAUGACGAAAUUACUACAA